AUGUCAUGGGCGUCGUUUCAUGUCCUCGAGGUCAUGUCCUCUCCCAAGUACGCCCAGAAGCGUGUGGGCUACUUGGGCGCUGUCCAGAGCUUUCGCACUGACACCGAAGUCCUCAUGCUGGCUACCAAUCUUCUGAAAAAGGACUUGAACGCUGCCGCGCCGACCGUCAUGUCCUUGCCGAUCGCGACGCUCCCUCACGUCAUCACGCCCUCGCUUGCGCUUUCGACCCUUGCCGACUUGCUACCUCGGCUGAGCCAUAGUCAUGCCAACAUUCGAAAGAAGACGCUUGUCACGCUGUACCGACUUGCUCUCGUAUACCCCGAAGCGCUCAGAGCGGCAUGGCCAAAGAUCAAAGAGCGGCUGAUGGAUGCAGAGGAAGACCCCAGUGUCACGGCAGCGAUUGUGAAUGUCGUCUGCGAACUUGGUUGGCGCCGGCCUCAUGACUUUUUACCGCUCGCGCCGAGGCUAUUUGAACUCCUGGUUGACGGAGGCAACAAUUGGAUGGCUAUUAAACUGAUCAAGCUGUUUGCGACCCUGACACCACUCGAGCCUCGACUUGUCAAGAAAUUGCUGCCACCACUGACGAAUAUCAUACGCACUACUCCAGCUAUGUCGCUGCUAUACGAGUGCAUCAAUGGCAUAAUUCAAGGCGGAAUUCUUGGGAGUGCUGAUGAUACAGAUACCGAAGAAAUCGCUACUCUUUGCGUCAACAAACUGCGAGGCAUGAUUAUCAUGAAUGGUGAUCCAAAUUUGAAAUACGUCGCCCUCUUGGCAUUCAACAAGAUUGUCCUUACACACCCAUAUCUUGUAUCCCAGCAAGAAGAUGUCAUCCUUGAGUGCAUCGACAGUCCAGACAUCACGAUCCGAAUCCAGGCUCUCGAUCUUGUUCAGGGCAUGGUUACUAGCGACAAUUUGGUAUCUAUUGUCAGUCGACUGAUGCAACAGCUGAAAUCUGCCACUCCUUCAAAGGGAAAGCUCGAUGCUGUAGUGGACUCAGCAGACGCAUCGGCAGACUCUGACGAGGACUCGCAGAAUGCUGCUAGCGCAGCAUCCAACAAGAACGCGAUGCUUAUUCCCGAGGACUAUAGAAUCGACGUUAUUGGGAGAAUUCUAUUUAUGUCUUCCAAAGACAACUAUGCCAAUAUUGUCGACUUUGAAUGGUAUAUCGAUGUUUUAACCCAGCUUGUUCGCAUGACACCAGUACCACGACUAGCCGACGGGGAUCUGGAGGCUGCUACAAAUAGACGAUCUGCUGCCGGCGUAUCGGAGAAGAUUGGAAACGAACUACGAAACGUUGCUGUCAAAGUCCGAAUUAUGCGGCACUCUGUUCUGAGGGCUUCAGAGAGUAUAUUAUCGCAGCUUAUUGCGGACACCCCAGCGGGACACUCCAUCGCAUCUGAGGCACUCAAGUCAGUUGCUUGGUUGCUGGGCGAAUAUUCUGAUAUGCUGUCCGCGCCAGAUGAUACCAUGAACUCAUUGCUACAGCUUACGACACGCAACACCAAGCCCGACGUUGCAGCUGUUGUGGUUCAUGCCAUCGCCAAGGUCUUUGCGUCCUUGACGGGAAGCGAAUCGGAUUUGUGGGCGGCGGAGAGAAAGUCGAGGACCUUGUUGUUGCUAGCGCGUAUACUACACUCCAUGGAGCCCCUUACUUCAAACCCCAGCCUCGAAGUUCAGGAGCGUGCUGUUGAAUUCACAGAGCUGUUUAAACUGACCGCUGAAGCGGCUUCAGGGCAGCCUGCGUCAACGGCCGAGGAGCCACAAGAUCCGCCGCUGUUGCUGACGCAAGCUAUUCCAUCGCUGUUUAACGGAGGUGAACUGAAUUCGGUUGCAGCAGGUGCUCAGUCAAAUGUGCCAGUUUCUGACGGACUGGACUUGGAUGAGCCAAUCCAUUCCAAUCUCAAUCAUCUGUUAGCCAAAGCUGACAUUAUCGCUCUUGCUGCGGAUGAGUCGGAUGAGUUUGAAGUUUACUACCAUCAGAGGCCGGCACCUACGAGUGUCUCAUCCUCAGCUCCUGCCAUCAGCCUCCUUGCUGAACCAGACACGAAUGUCGGUGCAUCCUACCAGCAGCCUUCCGAAGAUAGCUAUCUGGACGCCGACAUUGUUGCUCGACGGAAGGCGGAAAGAGUAGACCGAAACAAGGACGACCCAUUUUAUAUUGGCAGUGACAAUACUCCGCCAGCCUCAAACUCCAUUCACAAUAUUCUUCAAAAUAGCAACGGGCCAGAUCUCGAUCUUGAUGCGAUUCCUGUCAUGCAGCUUGACCUCGACAAACUAAAUGCACCAUCGCCGACGACUUCGAAACGCUUACCAGCAAAGCCACGACAGCGCGUCGUGAUUGCUGCCGACGAGACCCUCCAGGGCGGCGACAGCUCACCCGGCCACUGCGAGUCGGAAAACAACUCCGACUCCGUUGCGGCACGGGGUAAAGCGAAGAAACUCAAGCAGUCCCUCCUCCAGGUGAGCUCGAGCGCCCUUGGCUCUCUCAAUCUCGAGGGCGAGCCGCGGGGCGGCGGGUUCGACCACGAGCAACAGCAGCGUGAAGAGGCGGAGAUGCAGCAGGCCAUGCAGGAGGUGGAGCGCUUGCGCCUGGAGAUGCAGCGCGCCAACGAGCGUAUCCAGGUCGCGCAGGGCGUCGACGUCGAGGGCAUCGUGGUCAAGAAGAGGAAGAAGAAGACACUGACGGCGCCGGGCGUGGAUGCUGGGGGUACCCCGGGCGUGGAAACGGUGGUGGCGAAGAAGAAGAAGAAACCCAAAAAGGUCGUUCCUGAGCAAGGCUCUGGCGAACAAGGUGCGGGUGAUGCCGAAGUAGGUGUGGUUGCGCCGAAGAAGAAGAAGAGGACGACGAAAAAGCAACCAGCGGCUGCGGCUGCGGAUGCGGAAACGGGCGACGCGUGA
Cordyceps militaris CM01 is the source of this 2898-nucleotide messenger RNA. RefSeq names its product AP-3 complex subunit delta. The transcript has 4 exons. Bases 1 to 2898 code for a protein of 965 amino acids. The record is from RefSeq and is a predicted model, not a curated record. NCBI's taxonomy places the organism in Eukaryota, Fungi, Ascomycota, Sordariomycetes, Hypocreales, Cordycipitaceae. Gene Ontology annotation, biological process: Golgi to vacuole transport; protein targeting to vacuole. Gene Ontology annotation, cellular component: membrane coat; AP-3 adaptor complex; endosome membrane.